Molecule: messenger RNA, 270 nt
Organism: Saimiri boliviensis boliviensis (Bolivian squirrel monkey)
Lineage: Eukaryota; Metazoa; Chordata; Mammalia; Primates; Cebidae
Source: RefSeq, a predicted model, not a curated record
CGACCUACCCACGAGAACAUGCCUCUCGCAAAGGAUCUCCUUCAUCCCUCUCCAGAAGAGGAGAAGAAACACAAGAAGAAACGCCUGGUGCAGAGCCCCAAUUCCUACUUCAUGGAUGUGAAAUGUCCAGGAUGCUAUAAAAUCACCACGGUCUUCAGCCAUGCACAAACGGUAGUUUUGCGUGUUGGCUGCUCCACUGUCCUCUGCCAGCCUACAGGAGGAAAAGCAGGGCUUACAGAAGGAUGUUCUUUCAGGAAGAAGCAGCACUAA